CUCUUAAUAUUGCUCCGGCAGUCGUGAAUGGGUUGUCUCCAUCAUCAGUGGUCCCCAUGUCCAGCAGUUACUAAAAAGUUGCUUUUUCAAACCUUGGGUUGAAAUUAUCUAGGCAGUGGGCUGUCAGAUUUGUUUUCGUCUUGUAUAUCUCAGAAGUUAUAUUAUGCAGCUAGAAAGAAAUUCUGUUAUCUAAAGAAAUCGUUUUUUAAGUUUGAUUUUUGAGAUGACGUUUUCUUGCUGGAGAAGUACUGAUUAAUUCUAGAAUGAUAAAAAAAUGUUGAAACAAAAAUUUAUUUCAGUAAGAAUCGAUCCUAAGUUUUCUAGCAAAAGGGAAAGGAAUCUUUUCUUUGAUGGAUAUAAGGCUGCAGCUAUAACUCACUAUCUGCUUGAACUUAUGUAAAAAAUGUUCACAAAAGGAACGUUUCUAAGGAGAAUGUCAAGACUCAAGUUGAAUAAACUUGAAGCUUUGUGUGGGCAAAAUACAAUUGCACACAAAUCUUCGAGGAAGUGGUUUGAAAGGGAUGUGUAUAACAAGCGCUUACAGGGGUAUUGUCAUUGUCAAGUCUUUUUGUAGUGUUUUGAAUGGUCUCUUAUACUUUGUUUGGUAUUUGGUCUCCUUGAGAAGUUGAUAACUAGAAUGCACCUGUUGCUAGUAGGUGUUGGGGUUUCCCCUCUGAGACAUAUAAGCUAGGUGUCAGGAGAAAGGGAAUACCUAUUGAUGAUUCCUGCCUAACUAAUCCAAUGUCAGACAGCUGUGAAGGCUUGACUUGAUAGUAAGGUUGGCUGAACUGGAUGGAAAAAUUGAUCAUCUAGAGGUGUACAGUAUUAUGUGUCACCUUUAGACAAAAACAUAAUCGGUAUUGUAAUGUUUUCGGUGAUAUUAUCUUUGCAGUGACAUCUCCACUGUGAAUUCAUAAUGCCAGGAAUAUGCAAUGUCAAUGUCUAAUCACUGUACAACAGAAUUGUGUCAACCAUGCCUAUGAAAUCCCUUUAUUUGCAAAAUUGAGUCCCCAUAAAAAAAUACAUGUAUUUUUACUACCUGUUGUGAAAUCAAAAGGUGUGAUAUUUGUUGUUGUUGGCAUUUAAGUGAAACAAACAAGAAAAUGUUAUCAAAUGAUAGAUUUUUGCAGUGAAAAAUCACAGGAGAGAGAAAGAAUGAUAUGAUAAUAGUAAGACAGUUGUAGAAAAGAUAUGUAUACUUGUUUAAUUGUAUAAUUUAAUUGUUUGGUAUGGUUUUUUUUUUGUUCAGGGUGCCCCUACAAAACUCAUUUCAUUCUACAAAAGUCAUAAUAGGAAAAAAAUUAGGAAGGGACACAGUUGACAGAAUAUGCAGUUUUACCAUCUAGAUUCUGGCGAUGUGAAAUCUGUUAGUAUUUCUUCAUGUCAUAGAUGGAAGUAUACUCAUUUUUUUUUUUAAUUUCUUUUUCAAAUACACAAGGCCACAUAAACAUGGAAUUUAUCUAAUAUAAACUCAAGGACUCAAAUUUGAUUUUUUUAAUCUUGAACAGAGUCUUGAUCUGUACAAGAUUGGAGAAACAUUGGUAUUGCAAUUGCUUUUUACAUGAUUACGACAAGUCAACUAUUUUGAUGACAACUGCAACAGCUUUACAUUGUAGCUUCAUGUAUUGGGAAGCAAUUUCUAGAACAAAAUGUCAUAUAUACUAGGAGUUAGUUCAUGCAAGACCUAAAAUGUAAUUUUUUUUAAAAUUCUGUUUGUUUGAAACAAUAUGUUUUUGGUUUGCAAAGGAGAUAAUUCCCAAAAAGUGUAAUACAUUUGAUGUUGCAUUUUUUAGUCCGUGAGUAAAAGUUGCAAAAACAGAUCACUGGCUAACCUUUAUCUGAUACUCCUGAUAUAAGACAGGCACAAUUUUGCUUGGCAGGGACUAUCUGACAUAAGGUCAAGGGUUAAAGUUCAGCAACAGCUAACAGCCUGACAGGUAACUGCUUGGUUUAUUGUAGUGAUGUUGUAUGGUGUGUUAGAAUGUGUUUGCAGUUCCCAAGUUAGCUAGAUCGCUGGGAAAAAUUGGCUAAGGCAUUUUGUGUGUCAGAGAUUGGCUGUUGUAGCUAUCCAGGCUAGAUUUUCAGUCACAUUGCAAAACAGGUUCAACAUGUACACUAUUUCAACGACUCCCAGCAAAGGUAAGACCCAGAGGUGUGAAUUUAUUGUACAUGUAUCAAAGUGUACCUGAGGCUGAGGGAUUUUUACAGCCAACCCAUCAGCUUUGACUGGUGACAUUUGUGUUUUGCGAAAGGAUCUUCGUUUAUGGAUAGUGAACAUCUCAUGUGUUUACAGUUGUGAGCAGUGGUGGUUGUAUCUGUUCCACGCAGCAUGAAGCCAUUACCAGGUUGUAAGUUGAGUGUGCCUGACUGAAGCACUCCCAGCCCUGUCAUGUGGCUGUGUUAUUGUCAGGAUGAACAGCUGAUGUUGUGUCACCUCUGACCCCCAUGCUUGAGUGUUUGGGCUUGCCUUGGCCCCUGUGGGAUCACUUACUAGUUAGGCAGCCAUGAAUCAAAUGACAAUAGAACUUUCCACCUGCUGUUAAUGGGGAUGUAAGGUGCAGGGUUGAUGAACCCUGCUGACCUUUAACCUCUCCCAUUCAUCAAGACAGCCCUUUGUAAACCUGGGACCCCUGGCCUGGUACAUGGUGUCUGGGAUAAUGUUGAUUCUGGCCAUUCAAAGAUGUCACAGGGCCCGAUGCAUGAGAUGAAUCCGCAGAUGGGCCAGAAGCGGCCGCAGCCUUACGGCGCCCCCUAUGCUAACGCCAACCCCUACUCCCAGCAGCAGGGGUAUGGGGGACAGCCGUACGGCCAGGGCUCCCCUCCCCGCUACCCGGGGCCUCCUCAGGGGAGGAUGGCCAGCAUGCAGGGGCAGCCGCCUCAGUACGGCAGGCAGCAGAUGCCACCCCAGUACAACCAGUCGGGACAGCAGGGGAUGGGAGGGUACAACCAGCAGCAGCAACCCCCCUACUACCCCCAGCAACAAGGGCAGAUGGGAUACCAGCAGCAGGGGGGGUACCCCCAGGGCCAGCAGAUGCCGUCACAGAUGCAGCAGCUUCUGACUGAAAAGAGUGACAUCGCCACCCUUCUCAAAAACAAGCUUCUUGGUGAUAAGGGGGAUUUGUCAGCUCUGAUGCAAAACAAGGGUUUUCCCGGAGUGCGGUCUCCUCCGACCGUUGUCCCCAAACCUGUUCCCGCGCCUGACGAGGGUGUCCUCGCUAGCCAGCUCGCUCGCCCUCCCAGUCUACCGGACCUUUCUGGUGCAAUUGACGACCUGCCAACUGGCAACGAGGGAACACAGAACAACUCCACACCACAGCUCAACAACCAGAACGACAAAUACAAUCAGCCUCCUGAAGCACAGCUCUCCCCGCACCCAGGGGUGACAUCCCCACACCCUGGAGUGGCGUCGCCCCACCCUGCGGUGGCCUCCCCCCACCCCCACCCUGGUGUAGCAGGACUGAGACCGUCCCCCUCACCGGUGGGGUCCCCGGGACACCUGAGUGCACAGAGCAGGUCACCAAUGUCACCUGCAAGUGGACCAGGAACAUCACAAAUGCCACCUCCUACCAGCCAAUCAGACAGCAUGCCACAUAACCAAAUGAACCAGUCACCAAUGGGGCCUCAGGAACGAGGGGGGUACCACCAGCAGAUGCCCCCUCCAGGAAUGCAGGGGGGGCACCAGAUGGGGUCUCCGAUGUCGCCCUAUGGCCCCCAGCAGGGGAAAGCCCAGAUGUCGCCCAUGUCACCCAGGCCAGCGGGACAGAUGCAUCCUGGGAUGGGUGGAGGGGGCCACCAGAUGCCCCCCUACCAGCAGGGGGGGCCGCCCAGCCAGGGUUACGGGCAGUACCCCCAGUCAAGUAACUAUUCCAGGUCGCAGGGCAUGCAGGGGUAUGGCAACAUGCCUAACAGCUCUGGCUACAACCCGGGAAUGGGCAUGCAGACGCCUCACAUGCAGGGAAGCAGUAGCGGCGGGAGCGGCAUGCAUGGUCCCGGGCCCCAGUACAACAUGGGGAUGAACCGAGUUCCACCAGCAAGUAUGGGUAACAGCGGGAGCUUUGCAGGGGGCGGGUACGGGAUGCCGCCGCAGGGUGGGAGCAGCGUCCCCACCACCGGAUCCAGCCAGGCGCCGCCCAUCAACUCCUUCGGCCAGCACAGCCCCGGGAUGAACUCCAGCCCGGCGUACAAGGCCCAGCAGGCUACGGCCACCAGCAUGAGCGCCGCGCAGAUCGCCGCCCAGGCCGCCGUCAUGGCCGCAGCCAACACCGCCGGACGGGCCACCGCCACACACUCCAGCUUCCCACAGCAACAACAGCAGCAGAAACAAGGCUACAUGCCGCCACCUCAGCCCCAGCAGCUCAGAAGUCCUGCAACCACAGCAGUGACCCAGAGCAUCACAACUCCGGUAACAUCGGCAUCCGUCGUCACCACCAGCGCUAGCAACGACACAUCAGCCGCUAAACCAGCCACGCCAAGCGAACAGACACCAAAGGACGAGGGGCAAUCAAAAACGGAGGAACAGCAGGAUAAACAACAACAACAACAAGGAGAUAAACAACAGCAGCAGCAGCAACAACAGGCUCCUGCCCCAGCAGACCAGCAGCCGCCACACCCACCUCCGCCUCCUGUCAAAAGGGAUAAUUCAUCCCAGCCUCCCACGCCUUCAUCCACCAAUAUCCCAGUAGCCUCUCCUGUCCCUGCGUCGCCGGGCGGGGCCAGCAUGUCCUCCUUCCCUGACGACAUGGAGAACAACAGUAACUUCAGCAGCCCUGGUUGGCCAAAGACUCCCUCCAGUCCGCGCAACAACCAAUCCCAGUCUCCGAUGCCGCCGGAGCAGAUGUUGAAGAUGUACGACAGUUUCGGAGAGGACAUGGAGCGGAAAGUGUUCCUGGACACCCUGGUAGCCUUCUGGGAAGAGCGCGGUUUCCCCAGCAACAAGGCGCCGUCUAUCAGCAACAAGCUGGUGGACCUGUAUCGGCUGUACUUCCUCAUCAAGGAGAAAGGGGGCUUUGUGGAGGCUUCAAAGAAUAAGCAGUGGAGGGACGUGUGUCAGGCCAUCAACAUCGGCAGUUCCACCAGUGCCGCCUCCUCCCUCCGUAAAAACUACAUCAAGUACCUGCUCCCGUUCGAGUGUAAGCACGACCGAGGGGAUGUCAAUCCACAGGUGCUGGUGGCCGCUACGGACAACAGCAAGAAGUCCUCCUCCAUGGCAGCAGAGGCUCGGAGGCUAGCUGCCUCUCCAGGUAUGGCUGGGAUGCCGAUGAUGGACAGACCCCCCUCCCAGCAGCACCCCAUGAUGAAUUCCAUGAUGGAGGGACACCACGACGGCAAUAUGCUACCCCCUGAUCAACAAAUGGUACCACCCACAAGUGGCCCCAACAUGAUGCCUCCUGGGAGCAUGGGAAACGCCGGUAUGAUGCCUCCUGGCAGCCAAAACAGCAUCAGUGUGAGAGACCCGUUUGCUGACGACUACCAGAAGCCUUCCAUGCCUCAGCAGAACAGCAUGAACCCCAACAUGCCUCCCUACAUGAACCAGAAUGACCCCAUGAACCGCGGAGGCAUGAACAUGCCUGAACAGUACCGUAACGCUCCCUACCAGAACGACCCGUACGCGAUGAACAGGAGGCCUCCCGUGCAGGGGAACGAUCCAUUUGCAGCACGGCGGGGCGGGAUGGUGAACGACUCAUACGGACAGCCAAGGAUGGGACAGAACAUGCCCCAGUACCCAGGAUACGGCCCCCAGUUCGAGAGAGAAAGAUUUGAGCAGCAGAACCAGACACCCAACAUGCCUGAUCAGCCGCCUGCUCCUUCCCACCCCAACAUGAUCCCACCCCACGGCCAGACACCACAGGAGCCGGGCAUGUACCCCCCUCGCUACGGCCAGCAGCCUUCCCAGCAGCCCAUGCAGAGACAACCCCCUCAUGAUGGCUACACACCCCCUUACCAAGGACCCCCUCAGGGUCAAAACCCCUACCCACAGCAGCAGGGCAUGUAUCACCAGGGCUACCCUCAGAAGAGGCCCGCAAACGACAUGUACGUCCCACCUCCAAAACGGCCGGAGUUCAUGAAUAAGGAAGACCCUUACGGGAUGGGGUACAGUGGACAAAGGCAGCCGCAUUUUAGCCAGCCGGGCUUUGGCACACCCGAACGGCCAAUGCCCGGCCAGCACGGGUAUCCACAACAGUUUCGAGAAGGACCAAUGAGUGGCCCGAUGGCACCGCACACGCCGCAGCACAUGAUGGGCCCAAACUCCCACAGCAUGGGGGACAGGCCCUCUCAUGGCCCGUGGCCAAACAGAAGUGAAAGUGGCUUCCCCUACCCUGGUGGCCAGGCACCACCAGGCCCCCACCAUGGCAUGAACCAGAGGGAGGACUUUUUCGACCAGCGGCAAGUGCGAGAUCCGUCGCAGCCCCACUGGCCCCCGAUGAGUCGGCACCAGCCCGGUAGUCACCCGUUUCCCCAGUCCUCCUCAGCCAUGAGCCACCACAUGCCCUCGUCCUUCUCAGCCGCCCACCAUCCCCCCCUCCCUCCCCACACCACUGGCCCUGGGAGCCCGUCCCUGCUCGCCAGGCAGCUGCAGUCUCGAAUGUCUCCCCAUCGAGAUAAGGCUUUCCUCUCACAACGCCUGUCGUCGUCAAAGAUGCCGCCCGUCCCCGGGAUGGGAGCCAUGCAGCAGAGGAGAGAGAUGCAGUUCCCACCUGAUUCAGUAGAGGCCACUCAUCCCAUCCUUGUCAAGAGAAAGAGGCUGACUUCAAGAGAUUUGGGCCCUGUGGAGGCGUGGCGCAUCAUGAUGGCACUGAAGUCAGGACUGCUGGCAGAGGCCACCUGGGCGCUGGACACCCUGAACAUCCUCCUGUUUGACGACAACACUGUCACUUACUUCAACCUGCAGCACCUCCCGGGCAUGAUAGAAACUCUGAUGGAGCACUUCAGGAGGUGUCUCAUUAGCAUAUUCGGGAUCCUGCAGGAGUACGAGGUCGGCGAUGACAAGCAGAUCUGCCCACUACCUCCGGAAGAGAAGAAGAAGAGGGACAAGUUGAAAGCUCUGGAGAAGAAGGAGAAGGAAGAUAAGAAAGAUGAAGAGGAGCUUGAUAUGGGACCCAACAACUUGAAAAGGGCCUCCUCAGCCCCUGUAGUUAGUCCUUUCGAUAGAAAGCCCAUCAAGGUGGUGAAGAAGGUAGAAGAGGUUCUCACCAACCCCAGGGCGAGGGACUGGGAUCUGAAGCAGGAGUUCGAAAGCGGGAAGCUCCACUGGGAAAUAGGGGGAGGGGACGAUACCUCACACAUCAUUGCUUUCUUCGACAGCAAGGGGAGCAUUCUGAGAAGAUGGCACCGCAGUGAUUCACUGGAGGAUGAAGACUCGCGUGACUCUUGUGGGGAAGCCAAAGAAAAUGAGGAUGAAAAUGACAACAAAAUCAAACAGGAGAAAGUGGCGGGUACGCAGCCGAGGGUGACGGCCAUGUUGGAUGACAUGCUGACAGUGAAAUCGGAGGGCAUCACCAUAAAUGCCAAGACUUCGGAGAAUGGGGAUGAUUCCGAGGAGGCAAACAUCCUUGCAAAGAAGAGGAAAAAAGUCAAGGUUCUGGAGGACGAGCCCCGCAGCAGAGAUGAGUUCCCCUUGAAUUUGCUGACCAGUCAGCAGGACCAGUUGGCCAGGAGGUGUAUAUGUAUAUCCAACAUAUUCCGUAGUUUGUCCUUCAUUCCAGGCAAUGAUUUAGAAAUGUCCAAACACCCGGGACUGCUGCUUGCCUUGGGCAAGCUCCUGCUCUUGCACCACAAUCACCCAGAGAGGAGUCAGGCGGUGCGCACGUAUGAGAAAGAUGAGUCUGAGAUCGACGCGGUGCCGUACAAGCGGGAGGAGUGGUGGUGGGACUGUUUGGAACUGUUGCGAGAGAACGUUUUAGUCAUCCUCGCUAACAUUGCAGGCAACAUGGAUCUGUCGAUAUACCCCGAGAGCAUCAGCCUUCCCAUAUUGGACGGACUUCUGCACUGGACGGUGUGUCCCGCCGCCUGUGCCGUGGACCCAUUCGCCACGGUGUCAGAAAAGUCCCAGUUGUCGCCACAGAGGCUUGCCCUGGAAGCCUUGGCAAAACUGAGUAUCCUGGAUAACAAUGUGGACUUGAUCCAGGCUACUCCUCCCUUCAGCCGUCUGGAGAAGCUGAAUGGCCAUCUUGUACGGUGGUUAGGUGACAAGAAGCAAGCGGUGAUGCGCGAGUUUUCUGUCGUCUUGUUAUCGAAUCUGGCGCAGGGAGACACCAUCACGUGUCGCGCCAUCGCCUGUCAGGCUGGCAGCGUGUCCGCCCUGAUCGGAUUCCUCGAGGACGCGGAGGCCACGGCGAGUGCCAUCGCGCAGAACCCUCGCAUGAUGCAGAUGUCCCACAACCAGGAGAUAGGGACCAGUCCAGACAUGAUGCGGCGAGCGGCCGUGACGCUAGUCUGCUUAACCAAAGUUCCAGAGAACAGAGCCUUGUUUGUACAGCAUGAGAGCAGAGUGCUUACUCUGUCGAUGUCGCACGUCUUCGACCAACAAAUCUUAGGACACCUUUCCGAGACACUCUUCUACUUAUCCAAAGAAUCAUAGCACAGGACAGAGGGGGAGAGAAAUAUGCAGUUGUGUAUAGUGGGACUGUAACAGGCUGCUCUGUAGAUCAAGUUGAGACAUGUAGAUUGGGCCUUCGAAACCUUUUGUACACAAGCCUAAGUCAUGUACUUAAGAAUAGUCGACAUUCUUCCAAAACCCAGUGUCACUUUUUUUGUGUGCAACGAAAAGAUGUCUGUUGUAUGCAAUCAUGGGGUGAGAGGGAAAUCUAGUCCAUUGUCAAGCCAUCAUCAUUCAGUGCAAUAGGUGUCCACGGAUGGAUGUUGCACUGGGUACAACAGAACAUCUUGUGCAGCAUUUUAACAAUUUUGUACCCCGCAAUAUUCUUUCCACACCGUUUCUAGUGUUCGACUCCCAUCCGGGCACCUUUGAUAUGCCUCACUCACCAGAUGCGUGCUGUAAAAAUGAACAGUGAUUUAACAGUUUAGUUUUAUAGACAACUCCCACCAUGUUCCACAUAUUUAUACUGUAUGUACGGGACGGAUUUGUUUCUAGUUGUCACUGCUUGUAGUCGCAGUCUUUGUGUCAGUGCACAGAAAAUAUGAAAUGAAAUGUGGAAUAUUUAAGCCUAUCAUGCUGUAGGAAGCAGGAGAAUCAAGAGAGCAGGUUUUUGAAACCUGUGUCAGAAAGCAUCAUGACAUUAUACUUCCACAUAAGUUAAGCCCAUGGCCGAGGUAGGCCCUCUUCAGAUGGAUUUUCCAAGGAAAAAUUGUCAGAACGAUUGAGAAUUUUUGCGUGGAUCUCAGAUGUAUUGCAAAGUGCACAAAACAGUCAAAGCUGGUCAUAGACGCUGCCUUGAUGAGCGUUAUCGGGCACUGUAUAGUCAUGCGCACUUUGUACUUGAUGUCUCAACCAUGAAAUAAAUGUUUAUGUAAAGAUCUG
Messenger RNA from Branchiostoma floridae (Florida lancelet), 9478 nucleotides. Its product is annotated as AT-rich interactive domain-containing protein 1B-like. Gene Ontology annotation, cellular component: brahma complex; nBAF complex; SWI/SNF complex. The record is from RefSeq and is a predicted model, not a curated record. Gene Ontology annotation, biological process: chromatin remodeling; positive regulation of DNA-templated transcription; regulation of transcription by RNA polymerase II. Gene Ontology annotation, molecular function: nucleosome binding; DNA binding. The transcript has 17 exons. Bases 2681 to 8578 code for a protein of 1965 amino acids. NCBI's taxonomy places the organism in Eukaryota, Metazoa, Chordata, Leptocardii, Amphioxiformes, Branchiostomatidae.